Messenger RNA from Juglans regia (Persian walnut), 753 nucleotides. RefSeq names its product protein FAR-RED IMPAIRED RESPONSE 1-like. The transcript is spliced from 4 exons. The record is from RefSeq and is a predicted model, not a curated record. The coding region runs from base 1 to 753 and encodes 250 amino acids. NCBI's taxonomy places the organism in Eukaryota, Viridiplantae, Streptophyta, Magnoliopsida, Fagales, Juglandaceae.
AUGUCUUGCUCCGCAAGUAGUGUCAGCUCUAGUGUAGUUGUCAGUUCUAGUGUACAAACUAGCGUUAGUGUCGCGGCUAGCUCUUGUUCGGCUUUACCAACAUUUAUUCCUCCAACUUCUACGAACCCAUAUCCAUGUGGCAGUGAGGAAAAUAAAGUGCAGCAAAGUAGCUCUGUUGAAGAAAUUAGUGAGGCCACAUUAGACUCGAUAGAAGUUGAAGCGCAAUCUACUGCCUCUUUGGGUAAUACGGUUGAUACCAAGGAGGUUGGCACUGAUGGGGGUGAUAUUACCGAGGAGCCAAAGCCAGAGAUGCGUUUUGAGUCGGAUGAUGAGUUAAUGAAUUACUAUAAACAUUACGGAAAGGUGGCAAGGCAUGAAAUAGGGCAUCAAACGUCUCCAAGCCUCGGCCAACAAGCAAAACAGACUGCAAGAUGCAACAGAGAAGUUAAUGAGUUUGUUAGGAGAGUGUUGGAUAUAAAUGAUGAGACUGGCAUACGGAUGAAUAAGAGUUUCCAUGCUCUUGUCACUGAGGCGGGUAGGUUUGAGAACUUACCAUUUGGAGAAAAAGAUUGUCGUAAUUACAUUGACAAGACACGACACCUGCGCCUUGGUAAAGGUGGUGCUCAAGCGUUGUUUGAGUAUUUUAGAAUGAUGCAAUACAAGAAUGACGGCUUUUUCAGCCUCAUGGAAUUGGACGAUGAUGAUAGACUGAAAAGUGUGUUUUGGGCGGACGCCCAUAGUAGAGGGGCCUAA